ACCUAAUCUCCAAUUAUCCUAAAAUGUGUCUCUACCCCAUAAAACUACUGAAUGAAUUUUUCUUGACCAAUAUUUUGCCGCUAACAUAGUGAAUAAUUUGUUAUAACUUGUAGAUUGCCACAGAUAUUUUGAAUUUUUAGUGCACACUUUUAAAUUAUCAUCUAGGAUGUCGCUUAACACCGCAUAUGCAAGUACAAUACCAGCAGUAUUCAAAAUCGUGGAGAUGAUUAUUGACCUUAUACUCAUCAUUUUGGUUGCCGUGUCUUCUGUAUAUACUAUUCCUGGACCUGGAGGGUGGUUAUUUUUUGUAGCGAUAUUAACCAUGCUGGUUUCUCUGUUCUUCUACCUUAUUCACCUUACAAAUGCAAUUUAUAAGUUCGCAGGUCCAAUGACACUUGUGGAAUUCAUUUGCAUAACAAUAUGUUCAGUCUUUCAUCUUAUUGCGAUGAUCGUCGCCGCAGCUACAGUAUCCGGUGUUCCAAGUGCUAUAGCAUCUGCUUGAUUCAUAGAGAAGAAACCAUCUCAGAAUGUGGGAAGGACACGUUAUUGUCUAAUAAAUUCGAGAAUCAUCCCUCUUCGAAUCUCCUAAUAACCUUUCAGUUUAAUUCUCCAAAAUUUAUAAGAUUUAUGUGCGAAACUUGUUUUCAAUUACUGCUAAUCAAACUACCUUAAAAACUGCUUAUAUGCAGUUAGCCUGUGAUGAUUUACAAAGAUUAACAUACUCAUUUACCCUAUGAUUAAAGUCGAAUUAUUAACACCUCGACUCGGUAGUUGAGUUAGUGGAUUCUUUGACAGUUAAUCCAGAGUUUACUGCUUCUAGUUGCACUUCAAUGCAGGUCUGACUUUCAGUUAUAUGAUCGUCUCCUCAUUUCACUGUGUCACACAAUUUUAGUUAUUGUUUAAAAGGAACUUUCUACUAUAUUAAAACGAUCAGGUGAACCACAUUUACUCUUUUUUUAGCCAAUAUCUACCUAUCUGUAUUGUGUUUAAGUGAAGAAUUCCUUGCGAUAAUGUAUAUACUAACACUUCAUUUUAAUGGUCUCUUCAUAAUUUUCAACUCAAUUAAUAUUAGCUCGAAAAAAGACACACAAAAUAAUGAAGUCUUAAUGAUUUGUUUAUUUGACGUCUACUGAUGUGUCACUUACGACAGAGAGGUGUGAACGC
Trichobilharzia regenti is the source of this 1164-nucleotide messenger RNA. The record is from the annotation of a GenBank genome assembly. Lineage: Eukaryota; Metazoa; Platyhelminthes; Trematoda; Strigeidida; Schistosomatidae.